Messenger RNA from Cutaneotrichosporon oleaginosum, 1683 nucleotides. RefSeq lists its product as uncharacterized. Lineage: Eukaryota; Fungi; Basidiomycota; Tremellomycetes; Trichosporonales; Trichosporonaceae. The record is from RefSeq and is a predicted model, not a curated record.
CCGCAUCCGCCAUGGACACACCUCCAAGCCGCUCAUCACGCCGAAGGCUGCACGCAGACUCAGCUAGCCAGUCUCCCUCCGUAGACGUGGACGGAGAAGCGCCAGGAACGCCUGGUCCGACACGAGCACGCAUCGCGAACCUCGAGAAGCAGGUGCAGGAGCUCGUCCGUAAAUACCAAGCUGAGCAGCGUAAAGUCGAGGCGAAUGUCCGAGACAAAGAACGGCUCGCUGAGGAGUGGGCAGACGAGCGCGCGCUCCUCCGACACCAGCUCGAAGUGGGGGGAGCCCGGUCCUCAAAGUUCCAGUGCCAAGUCGAGUCGAGCAAGCUGCGUGAGCAGUUGAGCCACGACGAGUUAAACCUUCUUGCCGCUGUUGCGGCGCAGAAGGCUGCGCUGGCGGCGGCCGACGACGAGUGGGCGGCGCUCGAGGCAGAGAUGGCAGCGCAGUCAGCGAGAGCUCAACGCGUAACGGGUGAGCACGCGCUGGCACUUGCCGAGAGUCGCGUCGCAAACUCCAUCGAUGAGUUGGUGAGCAAGGACGCCCAGAUUGCUGCGCUAGAGGCCCAGCUCGAGUCCGCCAACACUAGUCUCGCGCAUCAGCAGGCAGCUGCGAGCCAAGCGCGCGUAUCGACUGAGCGAGACGGCCAGGAAGUGGCCGAACUGCAAGGGCAACUCAAGGAGCUCAAAUCCAAACUCGCCAAGCUUGAGGAGUCACAUCGCAUGCUGGGCGAGAAGGAGGCCGACGCACGCGCCGAGAUCAAGCGGCUCCAGAACGCCUCCGCGAAGAGCGCUGGGGAUGGGGAGGAACUAGCUGAGCUUCGGGCACAGCUCAGAGGGGCCAGGGCAGAGGCGAGCAAACACGAGAAGGCUGCCGACGCCGCGCGGGAGGAGGCAGAAGAAACCAAGACCGAGUACAAGGAGGUGCUACGAACUUUGAAGGAGAAGUACCGGGCCGCCAAGGCGGAGUCUGCGCGCCUCGCUGGGGUUGAGGAGGAGCUUGAGGCUCUCAAAUCUGCCCCGGUCAAGAAGGCCCCGAGGAAGAAGGCUGCCGUCGCCGAUGCCACCCCCGAGAAGCCCAAGAAGAAGGCCAAGGCCGUCGCCGCCUCUCCUGACAAGUCCACUAGGGUCCGAAAGACGAGCCCCGUGGCAGACGAGUCUGAGGACCAGGCGCCGCCGAAGAAGGCGCGCAAAUCGAAAUCCAAGCCGCUGCAGGAGAAGGAGGACAACGACCAGUCCUCGUCGCCCGUGGUGGCCAAGUCCAAGUCCAAAAAGGCCGUCGCGACGCCAGCGGACAGCGAGGACGAGGCCCCAGCGGUAGCGCCCGAGAAGAAAAAGAAGAAACGCAUCCUCGGCGGCGCGAUGCCGGCGUUCACAUGGGAUCCCAUACUCAACAGCGGAGACGGUGUGAUACCCUCGUUCCUCUCGCCCGUGUCGGGCAAGAGUGGGGCGGGCACGAUUCCGCGUGCCGGCUUUGGCGCGCUAAGCGCGAGAACGACAAGAUUCUAGCAUCUAGUAUACACGGCGUGGUCACUUGCAAAUUAAUGCUCAGCCCUCGAACUUGAAGCGCUCGCGCAGGCGUUGCCCGUACUUGAACAUGACGAAAGGGGCCGGAAUGGCGACCGCUGCGAGAAGCGCGAGUAGCGUCGAUCCCCAACCCCACCCGAGAUUACGAUACAUUGUUGGU